UUGUGCUGACAUAGCUGAAGGCUUCCCGGCUGAGAACAGCCUUCCGUUCGUUCAUUUCAGAAGCUGGGACAUCCUCCACGCGUUGUCAUCCUCCCGCAAUCCAGGAUGGACAAGACCCAAGAGCCCCCGGCCAUGACUGUCCACCUGCUGGCCAGCUCUGGGCAGGGUGCGCUCCUGCAGCAAGCUCUGGAUCAGCUCCUGGGCUGCCUUUGCCCAGAGGUCCGUCUCUUUAUGGUGUCAGAGCGGGUCAGUGCCGUGAAAAACUAUGACAAGGGCCACCCCAAGCGGUCCCGGUUCCCAGGGAUGUCUGUUCUGCUCUUCCUGCACCACAGCCGCGGAGAGGAGCGGCUGCUUCGAGUUCUCCACUCGCUGCGGCAGUGGCCCUGGCAGUGCUACCCCGGCCUGAGCCUGCAGGGCAGCCCGUGUCCUUACAGUCUCGCCCGCCAGGAGUUCUACACUCUGGACAGCCACAUGCCCGUCUGGGGCGUGAGGCAGGUGCACUGCGGCACCGAGGUCCUGCGAGUGACGCUCUACUGCACCUUUGAUAACUACGAAGACGCCAUCAGCCUCUACGAGAUGAUCCUGCAGAGGGAAGCCACCCCGCAGAAGAGCAACUUCUGUUUCUUUGUGCUCUACGCCACCGAGAGCUUCGCCCUGCAGCUGUCCCUGAAGCAGCUGCCCCUUGGAAUGUCGGUGGACCCCAAAGAGUCGUCGGUGCUGCAGUUCAAGGUCCAAGAGAUUGGCCAGUUAGUGCCUCUCCUCCCCCAUCCGUGUGUCCCCAUCAGCCGCACCAGGUGGCAAACGCAGGACUACGAUGGCAACAAGAUUCUGCUUCAGAUCCAAUCGAAUCCAGGACUUGGUGUUAGGAACAGCGAGCUUUCCUUUCUGAAUGGCAACCCCGAGGCUGACAUGCUUCCCCAGGGAUCCAGGGUGACCCCGGUCUCCACAAGGAGGACCCUAGAGCUGAGAAGGCGAAGGAGCCGGGGCCGGAGGUUCAAAGCGGCUUCUCUGGAAUUUCCCGAGCCCAGUGGGAGCCCAGCAUCAGACAGCUCUCCUGGCACCUUGUGGAGAAGCCCUGGCUGCUUAUCCCAGGUCAGCAGCCCAGCUACAGAUGCCCAACUGCCUCUGUGUUCUUCCCACCUUGAAGCUGGGGCCAGAAUGAAGGUCUUUGGUUGGGAAAAUGCCUUUGAGAAGCUGGAGGCAGAGACCAAUGUCGACACAGGACGCACUGUGGUCAACUCUGAACCCAGGAAAUCGUUUCUGAGCAGGUUUCCGAGGGAUCUGCAGACCAGCCAGCCACCAUCAGCCUCCUCCUUAGGGGCAGCUGCCUCCAAAAACAACAAAAACUUGAAGGAAAGCAUCCAUCCUUUGUCACUUGCUGGCCAAAGGGGCCUUGAUGCAAGGAAGAUAACCUCGAAAUGUCUUCAUCUGCCAGUUCAGGGUGAAGAAAAAGAAGGAGAAGAAGAAUUCUUUAUAUAGUAUAAAGCAAUGUGGUUUUCUAAGAUACAAGAUCAAAUACAAUGUUCCAGAAAUGGAGCACUCUUUCUUGUUCAUCUGAGAGGACCUGUAUGCUAGCCAUGCACAGGUCUGUAUUGCUUCUAUUUGUUCAAAGUCUAAUGGUGUUGUAAGCGGUUGUUUGCAGGCACGGUCAUGGUCAUAGACACACUAACCCAGCACCUAUCAGGAUACUUGCAUUGUAUGGAAAUGAGUUGAAUGUGUUUUGCAAUGUUGAUUAGUGUAUGUAAUUUUGUUUUAAUUUUUAUUGGGGUUGCAUAGCUCAUCCCCCUGGACAGCAUGGGCUAUUUAUUCUUUAGUGUUUUAAUUUUUAUGUGACCUCCUUUUAUAACUAGGCCCUGUUCACCACAUACCCUCUAGUGAUUUAAGUUGUUUGCAUCUGGAAUGAGUUAACAUGCAAAGUGUUUUGAAAAUUAGGAAUAAUUCAUUGUUUUUCUGUUUAAUGAGCAGAAGCACUGGAAGCCAAAAAAAAAAA
Molecule: messenger RNA, 1990 nt
Organism: Myotis davidii
Lineage: Eukaryota; Metazoa; Chordata; Mammalia; Chiroptera; Vespertilionidae
Gene: FAM124B
Product: family with sequence similarity 124 member B
Exons: 2
Coding region: 106-1479 (457 amino acids)
Cellular component (GO): nucleoplasm
Source: RefSeq, a predicted model, not a curated record